Messenger RNA from Onychomys torridus (southern grasshopper mouse), 510 nucleotides. RefSeq names its product neutrophilic granule protein-like. Gene Ontology annotation, molecular function: cysteine-type endopeptidase inhibitor activity. NCBI's taxonomy places the organism in Eukaryota, Metazoa, Chordata, Mammalia, Rodentia, Cricetidae. The coding region runs from base 1 to 510 and encodes 169 amino acids. The record is from RefSeq and is a predicted model, not a curated record. The transcript is spliced from 4 exons. Gene Ontology annotation, biological process: defense response. Gene Ontology annotation, cellular component: extracellular region.
AUGGCAAGGCUGUGGAAGGCACUUGUGUUGGUGGUGGCCUUGGCUCUGGCAGCCUGUGAAGCCCAGCCCCCACCAACAUAUGAGGAUGUUGUUGAGCAGGCCAUAGAGGCAUUUAACAAGGGGCGUCCAGGGAAGGCCCUCUUCCGCCUGAUAGAUGUCACCGUGCCAUCUGGUCAGAACCCCACUAGCAAUUUCCCACUCAAGUUCAGGAUUCGUGAGACAGACUGCAUCUCCGUCCCGGAAAGACAGCCUCAAAACUGCAACUUCCUGGAAAAUGGGGAGGAUCGAAACUGCACAGGUCAAUUCAUCAGAAGACGGCUCUCAACCUCCCUGACCUUGAGCUGCGACAGGGAUUGCAGUAGAGAGGGUGCCCAGGUAAAGGGUUUUCCUGAUUACCCUGUGGCAGAUGCCUCUGAGGAGGACCAGCCCAAAGAUCUUCCCCCUAAGAUCAGGAACAUUUAUGACAAUGCCAAGUAUGACAUCAUCAACAACAUUCUUCGUAAUUUCUAG